Molecule: messenger RNA, 10704 nt
Organism: Durusdinium trenchii
Lineage: Eukaryota; Dinophyceae; Suessiales; Symbiodiniaceae
Source: the annotation of a GenBank genome assembly
AUGCAUUUCUUCGAGGCAAAGGGCGCUGACCUCAGCGCCGUGCUCUUAGAAGCGCGGCGUAUGGAGCAGCGUGCAGAGGCCGCCGCUGAGCAGGCACGGAAAUCUGCAGAACUGGCAGUGCUCGGUGCAGCGGAGAGCAGAUGUGGCAGUGGCUGCGUUGGUGCAGCGCAUGCAGGUGCCAUGGAGCAGAGCAUGGACAUUUGGGAGAAUGAUUGGCCAAUGGACUCUGAAGGUUUGAAUGCGGGUACGACCUGCGCCAAACAAACCUGUCGUGAGAUGAGAGCAAAGAGGGAGUUAGAGCUGGGAAGCACGAUUGCAAUAUCCGCAGUGUGGCGAAGCUUCUUCGACUUUUCCUCUGUAGCCAUGGGCCAAAGCUGUCAAAGCUGUCAGACUGGUGCUCAUCGAUUCCCCGAGCAGGGUGCGCCCAAGCCCUCUGAUGAGAUGCAGGGAUGGACAAAAGUCUACUCUCUGGGCCGCCUCUUGGGGGAUGGAAUCUCAGCCAAAGUCUUUGAAGCAGAGGCUCUAGCUGACCUGGAAACCACUGAGACUGCACAGCAAAUGCCUUUCAGCACCUGUGGAGCUGUCACGGCUAGCAUACCACAAUGCCUCCGUGAGCAUGGCCGCAAGGUAGCCAUCAAGCGCUUUCACCGCCUUGGCAGUCGCACGUUCAAUAAAGAGCUCACAGCCUUGAAACGCGUGGGUACCCAUCCCAACGUUCUUCGCUUGCUGGAGAGCUAUCAGGGCUUCAACCGUGAAGACGUUUUGGUCCUUGAAUACUGCGAUGGCUCCACGCUCUACGACCUCUACGCCCGGGAGCACCCCAAGGGUGGCCUUCCAGAACGUCUGGUAGCGCGGCUUCUUCGCCAGCUCUUCCUCGCGUUGCAGCACUUGAGCAGUUGCGGCGUCGAGCACCAAGACGUGAAGCCUGAAAAUAUGAUGCUCUUUGACGUGGCCGUUUCAGCCUUCCAAGCAGAGUUGAAGCUUGGUGAUUUCGGCUGGGCGGCCAUUGCAGCACCAGAGGGGAAGGCGACAAAGCCACCCCCGACAGGUGCUGGCUCUCUGUGGUAUGCACCGCCUGAACUGAACCCGCCGGUGGAGGGCAUCGAGCCAGAGCCUCUGGCGGUGGACCAGCAUGGCGAGCCCAUCAAGGGUCUCAGUGACAUGUGGAGUGCCGGUGUGGUGCUCUAUCUUCUGCUGGUGGGCCACAAUCCCUUCAACCAGGCUUUGAAGCAACAAACCCAGGAAGCUCAGGACCAGGAAGUGCUGCGGCUUGUGGCGCAUGGCAGGUACAAUGCUCGAACAGAGAGGUGGCAGGGACUUCACCCCGAUGCUCGUGACCUCGUGGAAAAGCUGCUCAAAGUCACACCUAGCCAAAGGCUGCCACCCUCGGAUGCACUUCAACAUUCAUUUGUGACAAAGCGCACAGUUUCUGGCCGCGUAUCAGGCUAUGGUGGAAAUUCUAGUGCUAUCUCCACUUGUAUGGAUGGAGAGCAUUCCGUUUUUUUCCACGGCUCUGUAGCACCUUGGGCAGGGCGCGAGCGGCGGUGGCAGCGACUGGACGGUUUUCAACGGCUGGCCUGGCUGGCCAUGGCACGAGCUCUUGCUGAGCCGGAGUUGGACAGAGCAGUGGUGCAAGGUGCCACAUCGCGGUCAGGCCUAGCUUUGUUUGGAUCCCAAUCGAAAGUGAGUGCCAUGCCUUUGCCGAUGACUUCCGCAGAGACCACUGGCCGCUUGCGGUCAUCUGGAAAAACGCAAAGCAACUUGGAGUUCGUGAACAGCCAGUAUUGGAGGAAUCAUCAGGCAGCAAAGUCGGGAGUGGAGAACGAGCUGUUGGCAGCUGUCAAACAGAAUGGGCUGGCCUUUCAGUACCUCAACAAGGAUCGAGCUGCUGAGCUGUUUGGACCUCAUGAUGAUGAGGAAGAACUACAUGAUGGACUUCCUGAAGGUGAUCUUCCUACUUCAGCGGAGUUUGACUACCCUCACUUAGAGAGCCCUCUGGGUGAGGAAGGCGAGGAAGAAGAAGAGCUGUUGAGAGAUGAGGAGCAGCAGUUAGAAGAGCAUGAACUACAUCGUGGACGCCUUGGACGUAAUGGACCGCGACAAGUUCAUCGCCGAGAUCCUGGUGGCAGCACUCCCAAGAAGAGCUCUACUUCAUCAUCGAGCCCUUCGAGAAGGCGACCUUCGUCUGGCAAGUCAGAGGCUGAAGACUCAGCCCCUCGUGGACGACCGCGAGGAAACCUCCCUCCAGCACCACCUUUUGAUGGUGAUCGCAAGAAGAACCCGAAGGUCUUCAAGCAGUGGCUCCAGAAGGUUGAUAGCUAUGUGGAGAUCUCCAAGAAGAUCAUCGACGAGAGCGAGAUCGGACUUCGGUUGCAUAGUGCCUUGGAAGGUCAAGCGGCCGAGUACUUGGAGAACAUCCCAGCUCGCACUUUCGGAGGCCCUGAAGGUUGGAAGGUCCUUCUGCAGGUGCUGCAGGAGAAGUUCGAUGAGCGCAAGAUGCACAAGAUUGGAGGAGCACUUCGCGGCUUCUUCAAGAUGAGCCUCACGGAGAAGAACACCACGCUCACCGAGAUGUGUGAUUUGCUGGAUAAGUCCGCCCGCGCUUGCAGGGAAGCUGGUUUGCAGAUCCCCGACGAGAUCAUGACCUACCAGUUCUUUGAGCAGGCCGGAUGCACCAUGGAGCGGCAAGCCAACAUCCUCCUGAGGACAGGAGGAGACUAUGAAUGGCAAAAGGUCAAAGCUGCUGUUGACCUCCUCUACCCCCAGACCUAUGUCAAUCGCGGCCGAACGACCUAUGACAAGCCGUCUGAUGGUCGGAGCAGCUAUGGCAAAGGCAGAACAGCACACGAGACGCAGGGCCAUUGGGAGCCUGAAGUUUCCACUGAGGAAGUUGACCUCGAGGAGUGGAUUGUCUCUGAGGACCCCAUCGAGUCCCUCGCUGAUGCAGAAGUUGAAUAUCUUCCUGAACCUCUAGCCCGUGAACUACAUGAGGUGUUCGCCACCCACAGAGAGAACCGCCAGAAGCUUGCAGCGGCCGUGAAGGCCCGAGGUUUCUAUCUCAAGUCCGGCAAGGGCAAAGGACGCUCUGGUGGAGGUGGCAAGGGCUACAGCAAGUCGAAGGGCAAGGGCAAGGACUCUACAAGGUCUUCAUCGUCUUCACGAUCUUCAUCGCGACCCAAGGGCAAGGGCAAAGCCCGUGGCAUGUCUUUGGAUGAGCUGAAAGCCAUUUCCACUUGUGGUGAUUGUGGCGAACUUGGCCAUUGGCGUGGAGAUCCUCAAUGCAAGCAGCCGAAGAAGGCUCAUGAAGCUCACUUGGACUACGAGACCGAGGAGUCCCAGGAGAACGAUGACGACUACUGGACUGAAUGGCAGCCCGACUAUGAUGACAGUCACACUGGUUGGAUGACUGGCGGAGGUGCGGAACGCAAUGUUGCUGACACCUCGACUGACCGUGCUGCCUACCCCAAGUCCACAGAGUUCAACAGUGGCCGCAAGGCUACACCCACUUCGACGACUACCAAGGUUCAGAAGCCAGAUGCCCCACUUCAGUCCCAUGACGCCUAUGAGGUCAUCAAGGACUUGAACCGCAUGAAGCGCAAGGCGACUGGUGACACUGGUACUACAUCGAGACCCUCGUCUUCAUCUUCGGUUUUGCUGGCCGCCAACGCGGAGGACAGGACCAAGCCGUUCGACGUCUUCACCGCGACCGCGGACGUGCAGAAGCAGAUCGAGGAGAAGAGGUUGAAGGCCCGAGGCCAUACUUCAUCGGCUCCGGAAGCCAUUCGUGAAGCACAAGAACGUUUGGGACUUCCGGUGAUUGAGGAGGAACCUGGUUUUUGUGUUUGGGAUCUUCUCAAACCGGUCCCCAAGACACCGCCCAAGGUUGACCUGGACAAGGUGAGAGUGGCCUUGGUGGUUUCUAACGAACUUCAUCCUGGACUUCCUGGACCCGACGAACCUCGACCUCAUCACGUACCCACUCACCGUGGCCGCAUUGAGUAUGAGAAGGGCAUCGAGAGCAUCUACUCCCGCGACACCUCCACUCUCUCAGAUGAGCAGUACGAGGAGAGGAGACGUUGUGGUGGUUUGGUGCAUGGCGGAACCCGCAGGACCAGCCGCAAGACUUUGAGCCGGCAGACAACCAGUGCUGCCAGUCCUCGUGGCCCGGUCCGCUUCUUGGACUACGACUUCGCCAUGAAGAUUAUCUUCCCAGAGGACGACUUGAGCAUGCAGGAGUUCCUCGUUGGCGGAGAUCGAGUACCAAGAGACGUCUUGAGCAACACUCGCAUGAAGCCCACGGUCAAGGACAAGACCGCCUACUUGACCAUCGACACGGCGUGCGAGAAUACUGUGGGUGGACUCACCCAAGUCAGGCAAGUCGCCAGCAUCAUCGAGUCGAAGCACAGCGUGAAGCCCCUGAUCACCGAGGAGAACGAGUCCUACCGUUUUGGACCUGGAGAGCCCAGAACUUCGAACCACAGGUGGCACAUGCCAGUUGGCAUUGGAGGCUGUGCAAUGGUGAUCAAGACCUCCGUGCUGGACGACACUUUGCCUGAGAGUGGCAAGAUUCCUUGGCUUGCUGGGCAAGACUGGCUGCGACUGGUUCGCGCAGUCGUAGACAUCGGAGAACAGAAGAUCUACCUCAAGGCCCUUGAGACUGAGGCGGAGCUUUUUGUAGACCACACUGGACACCUUGUGGUCGCGGUAGAUGAUUUUCCAGUCACUGGAUGGCCGCAGGACCGUCAGGCCUCACAAGACGCCUAUGCUGGAGUCCUUUGGGCCACAGGAAAAGCCUACAUGCAGCCGAAUUUUGCAGCCACUCAUGUUUAUAGCCCCGAGGAUGAUCCUUUUUGUGAUGGAAGUUUGCAGGAGAGAACCCCUUGCAUCGUUGCCUCCGACAAGUGGGAAUACCUUCUGGAUCACCCUCAGGUCUAUAUUAGGCAUUCGAAAGCCAAAGGCGACUUUGUGUGGCUGCGAUGGAGCCGCCUGCUGCGCAAGGUGAUGAUCUACCUCAAGGCGAUCGUCUGCAGCCUGGCUUCAACUCGCAUGAUGAACCAGUUGAAACACCGCUCACCAGCUUUGGUGGCCUAUGGGGAAGCCCUGAUCUCCCACGACCAGAUGAUCGAGGAGUGGAAUCCGGAGGCCUUGCCACCGACCAUGCCCCCAGUGACCACUCAGAGCAAGAACUUCGGACUGCCAUGGAACCUGAACUACCCCUACCAGCCGAGGGAUUGCCCUCACCUGGUGGAGCAUGGAAGACGCUUUGGCAACGCCCAUGGGAAGUUCUUGGAGUGCAUAAGCUGUGGAAUGGUUUGGCGUGGACUGGACUACAAGGUGCCGAUUGCCCAGACCCUGGUCACCGUCUACCCGGUCCUCGUGGGAACAAGGGACAAGCCCGGAGGCAAGGUGUUGAAGGGCGAGACUGCACGCCCAGAGGCUCGCAAAGGAGUCUCCUCCAGCAAGUCCUAUGGGUCAUCGUCUUCCUCACGACCUACCUCUACGGAAGCAGUUUAUGGAGCAGCGGACUUCAAGCCGCCGGCGAGGAAGGCCACGACAAAGGACAUCAAGGAGGAGAAGGUCAGUGGAGCGAAGCGCACUCAAGGAAGCGGACGACAUCAUGUCGAUCUACAGCGAACUUUGAGCUCCCCUGGACCUUCCAAGCUGAAGCCCGGUCAGCAGAAGCGGAUGAAACACAUGGCCCGAGAGGCACUUGCUGCAUCCAAAUGGCAGCAGAAGAUGGUCAUGCAGCGACUUCAAGGUGGACGCUGGCCACGAAAGCACUUCCAGUUUGACCUCGUGGAGAUCUUUGGAGGAACUUCAAUGGUCACAAUUCGUGGAGCGACACUUUGGAAGAUGAAGGUGCUGCAACCCAUCGACAUCCGCUACGGAAUAGAUCUUCGGAAAAGAUCGAUGCGGAGAUGGUUGAUGACCACUUUGAGAAGGUUUAAACCUCGGCUGGCUAUGGUCGAGUUUCCUUGCACACCAUGGAGCAUCCUCCAGAGGAAUGUGAACUAUAAGGGAAGAGAAGAUGAGCUUCGAGAACUACAAGAACAAGACCGUCCCUUCCUCAAGCUCACGGAGGAUGUGUUCAAGACUCAGGUCGACCAUGGUGGUCACGCCAUCGCUGAGAACCCUGCCACAGCAGACUCGCAAAAGCAAGAUGAGAUUGUACGACUUCGCAACAAGUACUUCGAGACCACCUCUUGCUUGUGCAUGUUUGGUUUGACUGGCAAGGCAGGGCUACCUAUGAAGAAGCGAGUGAGGUUCAUUGCCACUCACCCCUACUUCAUCGAGGAGCUGGACAAGCAGUGUGAUGGCUCGCAUGUCCAUGAAUUGGUUGAAGGUUCCAACACAGCCGCUUCAGCCUGCUACCCUCCUUUGUUGGCUGAUGCAAUUUGCCGUGCCUACUGGAGAAUUGUUGUUGAAGAAGAUUUUGGAACCAUGACCCUCAACGAGAAGGACGAUACCAACACUGCCUGGUUCGUGGACGCCGACAAAUCCGAGGACAAGUGGCGCCCCCUCUUCGAUGACGCCAUGGAGGUGUUGGGUAGGAAAACACAGGCCAGCAUCUUUCUUGCUCCGGACUCCGAGCUCUACGCCAAGAUUGCCCGUUUGGUCCCUUGGCAGAUCAUGAACAUCCAGAUAGCUCACCUGCCUAAGGCUAAGAGAGUCCGACCUGGCUUGGAAGAUUGUCACCGCUGUUCAGCACUCCUGUUGAACGACGACUCCAUUGUGCUUGAGACGGAGUUCUUGAAGACUGCUCAGGCACCAAGGGAACGUUUUGUGCAGCCGGUGCGCCUGGCUAUCUUUGUGCUUGGGUACGCUCCUGGUGACCCAGCAGACCCUGCUCCACAACAAGAACCUCCUCGACAACCAGUGCCGGUUGAGCCCCAUGACGAUGGUGCCCUACUAGAACCAAAGGAGUCUCCGGUCCUCACCAAGCAGACCUACGCAGAUGAGCAAUGGUUCAUUGGACCGCCUUUGACCAACAAGCAGAAGAAGUUGGCGCCUAUGUUAGUCAAGGUUCACAAGAAUUUGGGCCAUCCUGCACAACCUGACCUGACAAGAGCUUUGAUACAAGAUGGAAAAGUUGAGCCCGAUGCCAUUGAGUUGAGUAGAAGACUGCGCUGUGGAACAUGUGAACGUUCCAAGAGGCCUGGGAUUCCUAGGCCAAGCUCUUUCAAGGUCAUUGGCGCUUUCAACAGCAAGCUCUGCAUCGACUUCGUGUAUGUCACCGACGCCAACCAGGACAACCACGCCUUCUUGCACCUUUUGGAGCCAAAUGGGUCUUUCAAUGUCUUUUGGCCGUGUGACACCCGCGAAGCUGGCCAUGUCUAUGACCUGGUGACCAUGUUGUGGUGUUCAUGGGCCGGCUACCCAAAAGAGCUGUGGGUUGACCAAGAUGGUGCUUUUCAAGGCGAGUUUGCCGAGAAGAUGCGCAGCAACGGUGUCAUUUUGGACCACCCUCCUGCAGCUGCUCACUGGCAAGUUGGCGAAGUCGAAGCCUACAACCGUGCUUUCCAACACCUAGCCGCUAAGCUAGUGGAUGAGUUGAGCUUGGCUGGAGAGCGCGACAUGAAGACGCUCGCAUGUGCAGCUGGAGCUGCCAUGAACGACAAGAUUAGAUCCGCUGGCUGCUCAGCCUAUCAGUGGGUCUUUGGAAAAAACCCCUCCUUGCCUGAUGACAUUUUGUCCCCCGACGGCAAGUAUGAAGCUUUGCAGGCCAUGGAGCUCGAUGAUGAACUCCGCAAGAGAAACCGUGUUCGAGCAUUGGCCGAUGAGAAGCUGGCAGCCUACAGAUUGAACGAAGCUGUCAGGGCUGCGAUACUUCGGAAGUCGCAUCCCAUGAAGGAGACCUAUGACCCUGGCGAGAUUGUUGCUUUCUGGCGUGAAGCCCGGUAUCGGCAGGGGAAGAAAGGUCAGAAAGGGAAACGCAUUCCUGCGGCAUGGUACCGUGGUACUAUCAUUGGACCACACAAGGGCGACAGCUCCACCAAACAGAACAACUUCUGGAUCUCUUCUGGUGGUAAGUGUGUGCUUGCAGCCCGCGAGCAGAUCCGCCCAGCUUUUGGUACCGAGCUAUGGCCAGUUCACGAACACCUGCUUCAACAAGUCCAAGAUAACCCACCGGAGGAGUACUAUGACAUUCGGUCUUCACAACUUCCUCCAGUACCUGAAGACGACGACUUGGAAGAAGUGCACGCCGUGCCGGUGUUCGAGCCGGAAGAGGAGCUACUUGACCGAGCCCCUGAAGAAGAUGAACAGGCCAUGAACGCAGAGCCUCAUGAAGAUGGAUCUCCAGAACCAGGUGAAGCUGAACAGUCCCUUGGUUCUGACCACACUACGUUGGCCCCUGAGACUUCCACAAGAGCGCCUGGAACACCUGUGACGGGCAUCAUUCGCCCGAUGGAACAGCCACCAGCUGUCAAGAAGCUACGUGUGACUCCAAGUGGAUCAGCAAGUUCUGCAGCAGGAGUAGCACCACUACAACUUGAUGUCGAGCUACCUGCCGCCUCACCUGAAGUUGCACGACACACUGAGCUUGUUCUCCGAGAAGACCACUGGGAACUACUUCCUCACCGAGGUCUACUUCUCCGACACCACCGACGUCCUCGACGAGCUCUUUUUGACCCUGGUCAUGUACGUCGACUACCGGUUCAUUUGGAUGCUUUUUCUUCCCGGAGAACGACCUGGAUGCGUGGUCGAAAUGGAUGGUCAAAGCAUGUUGACGACUGGGUCAUCAACUCUGCCAAGGUGAUGAACCAACCCUGGACAGGUACGACCAUCUUCAAGCUCACCCUGAAGAACAAGGACUUCGAGGCACAUACCGUUCUCGAGGUGGACAAGCAGCUCACCCGGAAGGAACGGAAGGCUUUGGAGAAGGAGUUGCCUUGGACUUCAAUCCCGGAGGAGCAGAAGCCUUUGUUUCGUGAGGCUUUGGUUCGUGAAUGGACUACAUGGCUUCGCUACAAGGCUGUCGAAGUGCUGGACCUCGCCUGCAGCAAGCAUGUGGAGAGUCACUUUGACCCUGCUCGCAUCCUGGCUUCAAGGGUGUGCUACCGAGACAAGCGCGCAGCUACACCAUGGCUGGAAGUGAAGCCAAAGGCACGUCUUGUAUGCCGUGGCGACCAAGACCCCGAUCUUUUGGAGCUCCGGCGAGACGCGCCGACCAUGACUCGUUUGAGCCUCAUGCUCAUCCUGCAGCUCAGCGCCGCCUGCGCUGAUUGGUUUUUGGUGUGUGCUGACAUCACAGGUGCCUUUUUGCAGGGAGACCAGUCUUUGGCGAGGCGGAAGGACCCCUUGUUCAUCCGACAGCCUCGUGAAGGUCUACCUGGCCUACUUCCUGGUCAGUUGUUGUUGGUGGUUCGCGGUAUUUUUGGACUGGCCAACUCCCCCAGGUUGUUUUGGCGCUAUUUGCGGGAUUCCCUCAUCAAGCUUGGCUUUGUGCAGUCCACCUUGGACAAGGCCGUGUUCCUCUUCUACAGCGACCAUGAACUUGUUUUGGUUGUUGGGGCACACGUGGAUGACCUUUUGUGUGCUGGCAAGCCUGGCAUUGGUGACAAAGUCUUGGACUCGUUGCGCUCCCAGUUCGACUUUGGCGAGUGGAAGGACAUUCGCACCGAGCCCACCUUGACCUAUGGCGGCAAGGAGAUCACCAAGCGCGACGGCAUUGUGACCUUGUCCCAGGAGUCCUUCAUUCGUGCACUGACCCUGACACCAGUGCCGAAGUGGAGAGUGCUGAUGAAAGAUUCCAGCCUCACAGCUCAGGAAGUCACAGAGCUGAAGAGUGGUGGAGGAUGCCUACACUGGCUUGUCGGACAGACACGUCCGGAUUUGGCGGCAGGGACUUCGUUGGCCAUGGGAGGACAACCUACUGUCCAGAACCUCUUGGAGAUCAACCGACUCCUCCGAGAUGCCCUGAAGUCCAAGGAUUGGUGCCUCAAGUUUAGGCAGAUCCCCUUAGAGUCCGCCAGAGUCAUUGGCUUUUCCGACGCGAGUUGGGCCAAUGCAGAUGAUCUGAAGAGCCAGGCGGGCUACUUGAUCUUCCUCACCGGCCCGAACGUCUUCACCUUGGAGGGCGAUGUGGCCAAUUUGGUCGAAUGGCGAUCCCACCGGAUCAGAAGGAAGUGCCGGUCAACGCUUGCAGCCGAGACCAUGGCUUUGGACGCCUCGACCGAUGCAGCGAUGUUCACUAGAGAACUUUUGGCCGAGAUGCUGAUCGAAAGCUACAUGCCGACGCAGUCUGGCAAGUUGGACCCUAGCAUCCUGCCUGUGGCGAACGCCACCGACUGCCGGUCCCUCUACGACCUCCUGUGCAAGGAUGGCCCGGUCAGCUCGACCCAAGAGAAGCGGCUCACGCUUGACAUCGGAGCCCUUCGUGAAGCUGCAGAGGAGAUCGAACCCUCCAAUGAGGACAUCAAGGAGGUGUACAAGUGGGUGUCGACCCAAGUCCAAAGGGCCGAUCACCUCACGAAAGUGAAACCCAGUCACGAGCUUCGUGACAUCCUCGACGAAGGACACCUCUCUAUGGUGGCUACAGCUGACGCUGCGGUGGCGACCUCUCCUUUGCCUACCAGCCGCUCCAUGCAGCUUUUGAGUCGCGUAGCUCACCUAGCCUCGAAAGUGACACACUUUUUCGUCUUUAAAGAAGAUAACCAGUGCAAGAAUUCCAAGAGUGCGUCACGAUCGAGCCGAUCGGUCUAA